AACAAUAUUACUACUCUAUAAAAUGGCACGACCUAUUCAUUUAAAACGGUUCUAUUACUUCCAUCCAAUAAAUCUCACUCUUUUUCUCUUCCCUCUCAGUAAGCAAAACCGUUCUGUGAAUAAACAACUUUUUCUAUCGAUCAGCACAGCUUGUUUUGAUUGCUCUUCAAAUGGAUGCUUUCGAUUUCGGUACUGAAAAAAUGGAAAACAGAGUAAUUCUGAUAUUCCACAGUUUCAAAAGCGUUGCCAAGCUUUUCCGAAUUGUUGAGCUUUGCGUUGGAGUUUUUGUGGUCUUAUGGAGUUCUACUCGGUUACCUUUUGUCGUCAAAAUUUCCGGCGAGUAUUUCCGUCAACUCAUCUCCAUAAUACUUAGCCCUCUCUUCAUUUUCCUUAUUAGCAACGUCAUCGUUCUCACUCUCUUCUUCAAAUCUGGCCGAUUCUCCGUCGAUUCAUCAACGAUCUCAAAUAACACCGAAACUGAACUCUACGAUUCAUUCAUCGAAAAGGAAACAUGCUCCGGGAAUUUCACCGCCGAAAACUCCUCACCGGCACCGGCACGUGAGCAAACUGUCUACCAAGACAAACAGACUAUACUUGAAGUGAAUGCUCAGACGAUUUCGGAAUCAGACGGUUCCGAAGAAACAGAGACGGAAACUGAAAAGGAUUUUUGUUCUCAAAUUCCACGGAGAACUAAAUCGGCCAAGUUUAAUAGGGGAAGCAACAAGGAAAUAUACGGUAAGCUCCGUAGAUCGGAGACAGAGAUGUGCCGAAAAAUCGAUAAUUCCGUUGAUCCGUCGGAAACGGUUUAUCCAGUGGAUGAAUUAAGCAAUGAAGAGUUUCAGAAAGCCAUUGAGGAUUUCAUUGCUAGGCAAAUCAAAUUUCAUCAGGAAGAGAAGUUGGCUAUUGUUCUUCAUAGCUAAACUUAACAAAAGUGUAUUUCUUAAUAUUUACUGUAUUGCCCAUUAAAAGUAAAAAAAUAAAAAAUUAGAUAACAUAAAAUUAGGGGUUAAUGUACAGAGUUAAUGAAUAAUAGGAAGGAGGCGUAAAUCUGAUGUGGAAAAUAGGGGGAGAGCUUGUAGUUAAUCUGAGCCGUUGAUCUUUGCAGCGGAUAAAGAAGAUUCAGUAAAAUUCCGUGAAUGCGGUUGCGCUCGCUGUUUUACAAGAGUGGGCUAUGGUUGUUAGGCUCAGAAAAUUAAAAAAAGUGUGGUUUGGUUUAGUUUUCUAUCUUUUGUAUUAAAAUUAAUUAAUCAAGAUGGAAAAAGGGAGGGAAUGUAUUCUCAAAUUCCCACUUAUGUUA
Messenger RNA from Solanum pennellii, 1297 nucleotides. RefSeq lists its product as uncharacterized. NCBI's taxonomy places the organism in Eukaryota, Viridiplantae, Streptophyta, Magnoliopsida, Solanales, Solanaceae. The record is from RefSeq and is a predicted model, not a curated record. The transcript has a single exon. The coding region runs from base 171 to 920 and encodes 249 amino acids.